AUGUAAAUGAAUGAUUCUGUAAAGAUCUUAAGGAAAAUGAGAAGCGAGUAGUUGAGAUAUGCAGGAAUAAAGAAGAAAUUGAUUAUUGAUGCCCCAUAAAAUACAAAGACAAGAAUAAAAAACAUGAAAAAUCUAAAAAGGAAAGAAGGAAAAUUGAUAUGA
Tetrahymena thermophila SB210 is the source of this 162-nucleotide messenger RNA. RefSeq lists its product as hypothetical. The transcript has a single exon. The record is from RefSeq and is a predicted model, not a curated record. NCBI's taxonomy places the organism in Eukaryota, Ciliophora, Oligohymenophorea, Hymenostomatida, Tetrahymenidae.